Molecule: messenger RNA, 1506 nt
Organism: Purpureocillium takamizusanense
Lineage: Eukaryota; Fungi; Ascomycota; Sordariomycetes; Hypocreales; Ophiocordycipitaceae
Exons: 2
Coding region: 45-1493 (482 amino acids)
Source: RefSeq, a predicted model, not a curated record
CUUCUGUUCCCUUCCAAGACGUUUCAUUUCUUGUCAACUGCAAGAUGCCUCCUCUGUGGUUGUGUGAUUGGGUGAAUUGUCAAUACCCGGCCGUCCAACGGGCCGGGGACUGUGUGCUCUGCGACCGGCAUCUUUGCCGGACUCACUUGCGGGACCAGUGGCAUGCGUGUCCGAAGCCAGAGACGAACUGGAGCGAGUACAGCGCCCGGUAUGUAGCAGCAGAGUCGCGGCGGCUGGAGGAGUUGUGUCGGCGGAUCGACGGCGGGAAGCUAUGUGAGCGCGCGUCACAAGUGCGCAGUGACGCCAACGUACCUUGCGCAAUCGACCUCUCCCCGAAGAAGCUCUCGGCCAUGAUGGGCGGGCAGAACUGUCAUGCCGAGGUCGUGUUCGCGGACGGCGUGGUGUGGCUCGCGCGAUUCCGGGUGCCUAGCCCCAUAUCGCCGCCGGUAGAUGUGCGUGACUACGUGCUGCGCAGCGAGGCCGCGACCAUGGAGUUUCUGCAGCGCCAUACGCGAGUCCCCUCUCCGCGCGUGUUCGACUGGGCCUGCGAGUCCGAUCCGGCGAAUGCGGUAGGCGUUGGCUAUAUCCUGAUGGAGAAGCUGCAGGGCACGCCGCUGGACUGGCAGGGCGCAACGACCGCGCAGAGGGAGAAGGUCGUGCGGCAGCUUGCAGACAUCAUGCUCGAGAUCGAAAGGCACCCUUUUGACAGGCUCGGAUCGCUUGUGGCACCGGCGGUGGCGGCGACAGUGCCCCAGAUACAGGUGCAGAGUCUGGCACAGCAUUCCACGUUCCAGUCGGGCGAGGACGAUGGUCCGUUGGGGCCGUUCUGCUCGUCGCGGGAGGCCUCGCGUGCGCUCGUAGAGGCGCACCUCCGGAUGAUCGCUGGCGGUGAGAUUGGGACGGCCGAAAACGCGGCGGACGUGUUUCUAGCCCACCGGUUCCGACUCGACGUUCUGGAUAGAGUCUGGAAGGCGACCACAGCAGCAGUGGGUGAGGAGGAUGAGAAGUUCUUCCUUAAGCAUGCGGACGACAAGGGCGACCACAUCUUCGUAAACGCCGACUUCGACAUCGUGGGCGUCAUCGACUGGGAGUGGUGUAGUACCGUGUCCAAGGAGGAGGCCUUCUCCUCGCCGUGCAUGAUGUGGCCGGUCGCAGCGUUCUACGACGGCUCAAACGAGCUGGCGGAUGAAGAGCUGCUUCUGGCCCGCGUGUUCUGCGAGAGGGGCCGCGAGGACCUCGCCCGCUGCGUGCUCGACGGGCGGACGGUACAGAGGUUCUUGUUCGCACUCGGUCCCGGCGGGGCGUCCCACGAGAACAGGAGAACGUUUGCCUGUCUUUUCAUGGGCCUAAAGCGGGCGUUCGAUCCGGAGCAGCAUGGCGGUACAGAAGAAGAGCGAGGGAGAGAGGAAGAAGAGUGGGAGGUUUGGAAAGCAGGAGCGCUUGUGAAGUGGAAACAUGAUGGUCUGUUGCAGGCUAUACUGAAGAGCAAAUGACAAGUCGCCGAAC